UUAAUUCAUAACAUAUACAACAGUUUAAUUGUUCUUCCUCCUAACAUAUGUCGGUCAGGUUGACUUCUGAAACUCCUGCUUUAGGAGGAAAAGCUCAGCUGCACUCGGACAGUUUUUCGCUGGGACUCAGAAUAAUGCUGCUUUGGACCACUCUGUACAAGGCGGCCACUGAUCACUACAAUCAGCUCUCCUAUCCAGGUCAAAUGGAUCCAGCUGUCAGCACAAAGUGUCAAAACUAUCGCUUGGUAUCUGCAACAGUAUCCUCCGUGGACAAGUGUGUUGAGUGUCUGGGACUUAUAUCUUCCUACAAGUGGCUUGGCUAUGUAUGCAAAGAUGAGAUUGUGUUCAGUGACGCUGAAGCCAGUGCAAGGGAAUCUGAUGACUGCAGCACGGCAGUCACAGCAACAGAAUGUGGAACUGUGGAGCCUAUGGAUACUGACGCUACAAUCAAAGAGCAAGUUCAUGACAUGGAAGAUUUUGGACAAGAUGCUUGUGAAGACCAGCAUAGAAGAGUGCCAAAGAAAGUGUGGUUGAAGGCUGAGGUUGCCGCAGUAUUGCGACAUUUCAGAGAUCACAUUCAAAAAGGAAAACUGGCCACCAAAAAUGAAUGUAGUCAAUGCAAGCUGGUAGAAGGCCCUGUGCUAGCACAAAGAACAGUGCAAAAUAUUAGGGACUUUGUUAGAAACAGAGGAAUAGCUGCAAAGAGGCAGUCAGAGAAAAAAAAGCUUUAAAUUCGCUGUCAGCCUUUUGUGUUAUUCUUAACACUUGGAGAUAGAUUAGUCCAAACCAACUGUAUGGAGCCAUUUUAAGUUGUUAUUUUGUUUUGUCAUGUUACGAAGUCUUAUGUUUGUAUAGCAGAAUGCUGCUCGGUUUUGCUGUGAAGCAGCAGAAAUGUAAAGUCAUCCUUAAAUA
Messenger RNA from Sphaeramia orbicularis (orbiculate cardinalfish), 912 nucleotides. RefSeq lists its product as uncharacterized. The record is from RefSeq and is a predicted model, not a curated record. NCBI's taxonomy places the organism in Eukaryota, Metazoa, Chordata, Actinopteri, Kurtiformes, Apogonidae. Bases 48 to 731 code for a protein of 227 amino acids. The transcript is spliced from 5 exons.